UCGUUCAGUGUGUGCCAGCGAGCCCAUCCAUAGAUUCAUCUCUCCUCCCUGCGUUAGGGUUCCACUCCCGUUCCUCCUCCGGCCGCCACCUCCGCAUCGACCUCCUCGGUUGCCAUGGUGAUGGAUGACAACAAACUCCGGGUGCUCCAGAUCCCUCCGCCUAUCCACCCCGACGAUCCGGAUUCUCCUCUCCCGGAGACCAUCCUCAUCGACUCGUUCGGCUACCUCAGCGACCGCACCAACGCCACCACCGCCAGGGGCCGCAGGAGCAGGACCAAGAAGAAGGGCAAGCGCAUCCUGGUCACCUUCUGGCCGGUUGCCCCGCCGCGCGUCUCCUGCUUCACUGUCCACUGCCCAGAUCUGAAGCCCGAUGCAUUCGCUGAAAUCCCCAAGAUCUCCUAUACGGAGGACGACCUCGUCCUGCUCAGCAUCACCAUCUGCCCCGAGCGCCUGCACGUGUACGGCAAGAACAUCCGCUACUUCGUCUACCAGGCCGGCACCAAGAAGACGCCGCCGUCGGUCAAGCUCGUCCACUGUCCCCCCUACUUCAGGAUCUACGACCAAGAGGUUGCCUUACUGCACUGCCACCACCAAGAGAUGUUCUUCAUCGCCGUGCUCCGCUGGGCCUCCAUUGCUCAGGAUUACACCGACGGGCACUUUAAUCUCCACCUGUACAACUCCAAGACAAAGGCAUGGAACAUCAAGUUGAUGCUUCUUGAUUCGCCCAAGGAUUUUGAGUUCCGCUCUUUCAACAAGGGGAUCACCAUUGGAGGGGAGCUUGGUUCAGUGGGUUGGGUCGACCUUAGGGGGGGCAUUAUCAUCUGUGACCUUCUCCUUGACAACCAGAGUCUUCGCUACAUCCCACUACCUUCGCCGCUGUCGCCCGAUCCAGUCAGGGGUUAUAUGUUGUAUGUUCGGAACGUCACUGUUCUCCAAGGUUACAUCAAGUAUUUUGAGAUGCACAGUAACGUCAGACCGGGCUCAGACACUGGAAGCUCCCUGAUAUGUGAAGGUUGGAUGGCUGCAACAAAAAAAAUAAAAAUUUCAAGCAUUGGCUCUACUUCUGGUAGUAGCAACUGGGAGGAGGACUGUACUAUCAGAUGCUCAGAUGAUGUACCAUUGGAUAGCCCUGUGUAUGCCCAAAUGCUACCUAAUCCGCAGGAGGGAGAUGAUGCCAAGCCAAGCCUGAAGAAAAUUCGUGUAGGCUAUCCUGCUCUUAGCUUGCAUGACGGUGAUGUUGUUUACCUUAUGCACAUGCCUGAUCCCCGUGGGGAUAAGGCCUGUGUGAUUGCUCUUGAUAUGAGGAACAAGGCUGUAAAAGGCGUGGCUAAUUUUGGCGGCUCUGGAAGACCCCUGGGUCAUUCUUACACCUACUUUCCGAGUGGGAUCUCCAAGCAUCUGGGCAUUUUCUCAUCAACCAGGCAAAUAUCGAAUGCUGCUGAAACAAGUAGGGAUGGCAAGUAAGAAGCUUGUUACCGAAAUUUGAGUGCAGGCUGGAAAGAAGUUUGAGUUCAAAUUGUUCGAAGGCAUGGUCAAAGCCCCGGUACAAAAAAAGCUUAAGAAGUCUUUCCUACCUCAUCCGUGAUGCAUUGCCAAUGGACUUGUAUUACUAAAAAUCUUAUGCAUUGUAUCGACUAUAUUUGUUGGCCGUGUGUGUCCACUAUGUUCUAUGCUAGCCAUGUGAGGUCUAUAUAUAUAGACUUGCUAAAAUAAGCCUAAACCCAAUCUUUUUUAUCAUUAAUUUCCUAGUGGUAACUGGAUGUAGUUGAUAACUAAUUUUAGUGAAGCCUUGUGCGUGCGCUGGUUUAUCUGGCUC
Molecule: messenger RNA, 1816 nt
Organism: Triticum aestivum (bread wheat)
Lineage: Eukaryota; Viridiplantae; Streptophyta; Magnoliopsida; Poales; Poaceae
Exons: 2
Coding region: 115-1464 (449 amino acids)
Source: RefSeq, a predicted model, not a curated record